Messenger RNA from Entrophospora sp. SA101, 570 nucleotides. NCBI's taxonomy places the organism in Eukaryota, Fungi, Glomeromycota, Glomeromycetes, Entrophosporales, Entrophosporaceae. The record is from the annotation of a GenBank genome assembly.
AUGAUCCGAAAGAAUGACCUAUCUGAAGUUGAACAUACGUUCCGCAAUAUCGUUCCUUUGCUGGAUGCAAUGAUAGGAAAAGAUUGCUAUUUUUGGGCAAAAUACGGUGAACAAUCACUGGAAGCAACCGCCAUACGCCGAAAUAAAGAAAGAGACCCAAACGACCAGCUCCGGGACUUAUGGGUGAUUGCAGGAGAUCAUUUGACGGGUGUAGAUAUAAGUGAAUUGGUAUUGUGGGGUCUGAUAGUGGUUGGUCGCAAGAUUCGGGUGUAUGCUUUUGCCUCUUCCGGUUUCCUGUUUCAUUUGAUUUUGAUGUAUGAGGCUUUACUCCCUUCUUCUCGUGAAGACCUAUAUAAUUUGGAACUUGCAUAUCUCUUAUUAAAGGAAUACAAAAAGAAGUUAGAUGAAAUGAAAAAUAUGCUUAUUGAACUCAGUAAGAAGAAGGUUAAGCUAGUUACCAGAAAGAGAAAUUUAGAGAAACCAAUGGGAGAUAAAUUAAUAAAGAAACCAAAAAUUAUAAGUACACCUGAGAAAGCACAAAAUAAGCAAACAAUUUUUCCUUAUCAUUAA